This is a messenger RNA of Penicillium daleae, 1758 nucleotides long. RefSeq lists its product as uncharacterized. The coding region runs from base 1 to 1758 and encodes 585 amino acids. Gene Ontology annotation, cellular component: nucleus. The record is from RefSeq and is a predicted model, not a curated record. NCBI's taxonomy places the organism in Eukaryota, Fungi, Ascomycota, Eurotiomycetes, Eurotiales, Aspergillaceae. The transcript is spliced from 2 exons. Gene Ontology annotation, molecular function: RNA polymerase binding; transcription coregulator activity.
AUGCUAAAAUCAACAUACGCUCCUCCGCCGCCUCUUCCCCCAGGGUGGUCAGAACACCGAGCACCUUCAGGCCAUUUAUACUACUACAAUGCUGCAACAAAACAGUCGACAUACAAAAGACCACAAGCGCAAGAUUCGCAAUCUGCGCAACCUGCGCAACCGCCUGCGCCGCCGACCGCAGUACCUUCGCAGUCACUCCCGUUCUAUUCGCCUGAAACAUUACCACCAUUUUCGUCGACGCCAUACGGACCGGCAGGUUAUGCACCAGGUGCUACGCAAUACGACAUACACCAACAACAAGGGCAGGGACGCGGCGGCUUCCGUGGUGGAAGAAGCUACCAUGAUCGCGGACGGCGUGAGCCCCAAGACAGGCCAAAGUCCAAGCACCCAAUUCCGAAUUGCGCGCCAUGGGUUCUAGUAAAGACCAAACUCGGCAGGCGAUUUGUGCAUAAUCCGGGAACCAACGAGAGUUUUUGGAAAUUUCCAGAAGAGGUUCUCAAAGGCGUAGUUGAAUACGACCGCCUCGAGCGCGAGAAGAAGGAGAGAAGAGAGCGAGGCGAGAAAUCAGAGGAGCCUGAGGAGAGCACCCAAGAUGCUGCAGAGGCACCGUCAACAUCGCGAUCAGAGCGUGAGGAUGUGGCGCACGACAAUCUCUACGCCGGAGCCGACGAUAGCGAUGAGUAUGAGGAGGUUGAAGUCACCGACGACGAAGGCGAAGAGGAAGAGGAGGAGGGCAAAUUGUCGAAGCGUGCACGCACAGAAAGCCCUGGAAGACAGGACCAGCCAUUGGAAUUUACCGAAGAGGAUAUGGAAUACCAGCUUGCGGCGAUGGGGGAAGACUACGGACUAGACCCAGGCGAGUACGGCGAGCCUGGAGAGGAUUGGGAAGAGGGCGCAGAAGGGCUUCCAUUAACAGACGCCGAUGCCGAAGCUCUAUUCCGGGAUCUGCUCGACGAUUACCAUAUCAAUCCUUUCUCAACGUGGGAGAAAAUUCUUGAAGAAGGCCGCAUCAUUGAAGACUCAAGAUAUACCGCUCCUUCAAACAUGAAGACUCGCCGCGAGAUCUUCUCUAGUUGGAGCAGGGACCGGAUCAAGGACGUCCAAGCACAGAAAGAAAAGCAGGAGAAGCAGGAUCCUCGAAUUAAAUACUUGGCUUUCCUCCAGGAAUAUGCAACGCCCAAGCUGUACUGGCCUGAAUUCAAGCGAAAAUAUCGAAAAGAGGCGGAGAUGAAGGACUCGAGUCUUUCGGACAAAGACCGGGAAAAGCUCUACCGUGAAUAUAUUUCCAAGCUCAAGCUCCCCGAAAGCACCCGCAAGUCAGAUCUUUCGACACUUCUCAAAUCGGCUCCAUUACACGCCUUGAAUCGCUCCUCGAAGCUCGAGGCCCUUCCGUCCAUGAUCAUUACCGAUAUUCGAUACAUCGCUCUUUCAACAAAGGCCCGCAAUCCCUUGAUUGAGGCAUUCAUAUCUACCUUGCCUCCUCCACCUGAGGAACAGAUGACUGCAGAGCAGCAAGAAGAGUAUGAUCGAAAGCAGCGAGAACGAGAGAAGCGCGAAAAGGCCCUUGCGGACCGAGAAAAACGGGUUGAAGCAGAUAAGCGACGACAGCGCAGCGACCUCGUUCGUGGUAAGCACCUCUUACGAGAAGGGGAGGCUGAGAUCGCGGAGGCCAUGAAGGUUCGGAAAGAUGGCCUUCGUGGUUAUAUGGAAGUUGAUGAACCCCCAGCCAAAGGACAAGAGAAUCUCAGCAACGAAUGA